Molecule: messenger RNA, 7453 nt
Organism: Choloepus didactylus (southern two-toed sloth)
Lineage: Eukaryota; Metazoa; Chordata; Mammalia; Pilosa; Megalonychidae
Gene: FGD5
Product: FYVE, RhoGEF and PH domain containing 5
Exons: 21
Coding region: 345-4868 (1507 amino acids)
Cellular component (GO): cytoplasm
Molecular function (GO): metal ion binding; guanyl-nucleotide exchange factor activity
Source: RefSeq, a predicted model, not a curated record
GAAAGCUCGCGCCCCGCGUCCCCCCACACGCUCCCAGCUUCGCGCGGACUCCCGAGUGGACGCGACGCCGCGCGCGCCGUCCGAGCUGCCUCCCCCGCGCGCUCCGCGCUCGCGCCCCUGCCCCUCCCCGCCCCCCGGCCCCGCCCCGGAGGCUCGCGCCCCGCGCCCCCACUUGCCCUGCGCGCCGCGCGGUGUCCGGCGCGCGCCGGGGGGCGGGGCGGGCGCGAAGGGGUGCGGGCCCCGCGGGGCGGCCAUGGAGUGAGGCGGCGCGCGGACUAGCGCUCGGACGGACCGACGGGGCGUCGACCGACCGACGGGCGGGCCCGGGCUCCGCGCGCUGGAAGAUGAACAGUGCAGAGUCACCCAAACCACCAGUUGCUCCCAAGCCAAAGACUAGCAGUCCUCUCACACCAUUGGCGUCACCCAAAUUCCCUUCAUCACCCAAAUUCCCUUCGUCACCCCGAUCCGACAGUCUCCACAGUCCAAACUCUAUGUCCAGGGGGCCAAAACCCCCCAUCGCUCCUAAGCCUAGGCUGGCUGCCCCCAACGAGUGGAGAGCCAGCGUGUACAUGAACAACAGCUUAAACAAAUGCAGCAACGGGAAGCUGCUCUGCAUGGACAGGGGCCCCUGCGAAGGGCAUUUGUCCCACCCCGAGGCCAAUGAGGACUACAUCGUGGCCCCCAGGGCUGUGCCGAGAGAAGACGGGCCUGCAGACCGGGGUUGCAUGGGGGGCGAGGCCUCCGGGGAAGAGGAGCACGGGCAGCCAAGUGAGCAGUGUGACAUGGAGGGGACGGGGGCUGCUGAGGACCCGGCAGCCCCCACUGAAGUGGUGCUGAGCGGAGAGUGCAGUGAAGGCGUGGGGGAGGAGGGACGUGAAAAUGACCCAGAGACUGAGGAGCCGGCAUGCACCAGCGAGGAGGAAGAGAAGCUGGUGAAAGAACACAAUGUGUAUAACCUGGAGGACAGAGGCACUUGGGAUGGAGAGGUCUUCCAGAGUGAGAUCAUCCUAACCCAUGUCGAUUUAGGGGAUCUGGCAGCUCCUGGCGAGAUGCCCGGGGCCCCCGAAACCCCCAGGGAGGUGGAGGAGGUUGGUGAGAAAGGCUGUGCCAAUGCAGAACCAGACGUGCGUGCAGAUUCUGAUGGUUCCCCCGAGGAAGAUGCUGGAGACUCCAGCAGGGAGGCCCCUGAGAACGAGGAGAUGGCCACGGAUGCCCAGGAGGCAGGCGUGGCCCUGGGAAACACUGAGAUCUCAGAGGAGUGUGAGGAUGGCACGGGUGAUGGUGCCCAGGCUGAUGAGGAGCAGCCAGAUCAAGACGAAAAACCUGACCAAGAAGAAACGUCCGUCCCCCAGGAGGUGGGAGGAGACCCCCGAGAAGGCGAGGACCCCGUGAAGGAGGAACCUGCCGAGGAGAGCUGCCACAUCGUUCCCUUUGAGAACGACGGCAUCGAUGACUUUGUGGCUUCACUUACAGGGAGUCCCUAUGAGUUCUUUCCGACAGAGAGCACCUCUUUUUGUAGUGAAAGCUAUUCUCCCCUUUCCAAGUCGGCAAAAGGCUUAGAAGCCGAGCAGAAAUCGAAGUCAGGGGUGUGUGCACAGGAGGCCUCCGGGGCUGGGCCAUCCGCUGGCCGGCAUGGCUCUCUGGAAGACGGAGCCUGCGAGGGCCCCUCUGUCCCUGACGUGGUGGUCUUGCCAAAAGGUGCCCCAGACGAGGAGGCGGCAGACGACACGCUCACGAACCCCUACGUGAUGGGAGUUGGCCUGACGUGCCCGGCGGACCACCUGCUCCCCAGAGAAAGAGAGCCGUCUGAGAUGCAGGUGGGUUCGGACGUCCUGGAUGGUUACGGCACGAAAGAAGAAAUGAACUCUGAUGCUGAGAACAGCCUGCUGCCCAUCGACAGGAUCAACCUUGUCACGAGGACACGGCCCCACUCUGGGAAGGUGGCUGGCUAUGUCCCAGAAACUGUGCCGGAAGAAACGGGAAUAGAAGCCGGCUCGUCAGCCAUUGGCAGUGGAGGGGCCUUUGAGGAGGCGAGAAAGACGGCUUCGUCGUUGGAAGGGAAGCCCCUGGAAGCCAGCAGGGCCUUGCCGGCAAAGCCCAGAGCCUUCACUUUGUACCCUCGGUCGUUCUCGGUGGAAGGCCGAGAGAUUCCGUUCUCCCUGUACCGCGAGCCUGAGGGAUCCGGGUUAGAGGACCACAGGAUAAAAAGAAAAGAGGACAACCUCUCUCUGCCCUGUGUGAUUGGCUCUUCCGGCAGCUUCUCCCAGAGAAACCACCUUCCCUCCAGUGGCACCUCGACGCCGUCGUCCGUCGUCGACAUUCCACCCCCUUUCGACCUUGCCUGCAUCACCAAAAAGCCCAUCACCAAGAGCUCUCCCUCCCUGCUGAUCGAGAGUGACUCCCCCGACAAACACACCAAGAAAAAGAAGUCGUCCUUUAAGCGGUUCCUGGCACUGACGUUUAAAAAGAAGACGGAGAGCAAAGUCCACGUGGAUGUCAAUGUGUCUUCCUCCAGGUCGUCUUCAGAAUCCAGCUACCACGGGCCUGCCAGGAUCCUGGAAAUUGACCGGAGAAGCCUUAGCAACUCCCCCCAGCUUAAAUCUCGGACUGGGAAGCUGCGGGCCUGUGAAUCCCCCUCCUCCCUCAUCUUCUACCGAGACGGCAAGAGGAAAGGCAUGCCCUUCAGCAGGACGGUGUCCCGAGUGGAGUCCUUCGAGGACCGCUCCCGGCCGCCCUUCCUGCCCCUGCCGCUGACCAAGCCACGGUCCAUCUCGUUCCCCAAUGCCGACACCUCAGACUACGAGAACAUUCCCGCCAUGAACUCGGACUACGAGAACAUCCAGAUCCCGCCCCGGAGGCCUGCGAGGGCUGGGACUUUUACAAAGCUGUUUGAGGAUCAGAGCAGAGCCCUGUCUACGGCUAAUGAGAAUGAUGGCUAUGUGGACAUGAGCAGUUUCACUCCCUUCGAGAGCAAACAGCAGAGCACAGACCAGGAAACAGAAAGCGCCUACACAGAACCAUACAAGGUCUGCCCCAUCUCAUCGGCAGCCCCCAAAGAGGACCUCACGUCAGAUGAAGAGCGAGGAAGCUCGGAGGAAGAAGAAAGUGCUCCAAGAGACCCUAGCCUCACCCCCAAGGUGGAAGGACAGUCCAGAGCGCAUGUCAUCGCCCAGGAACUGCUGUCCUCGGAGAAAGCAUAUGUGGAGAUGCUCCAGCACUUACAUCUGGAUUUCCACGGAGCCAUCGUCAAGGCCUUGGAUGAGAUGGACCAAGAGGGCAGGGACCCGUUGGCCAGAGAGGAGCUGAGGCUCGGUCUGAGCAAACUCCCAGCCAUCCAUGAGCUUCAUCGGGGGAUCUUGGAGGAGCUGGACGAGAGGCUGCUACACUGGGAGGGCCAGCAGAAGGUAGCUGACAUCUUCCUGGCCCGGGAGCUGGGGUUUGACCACCAUGCGGCUCACAUCCUGCAGUUCGACAGGUACCUGGGUCUGCUCAGUGAGAACUGUCUCCACUCUCCCCGCCUGGCAGCUGCUGUCCAUGAAUUUGAGCAGAGUCUUCAAGGAAGCAGCCAGAGUAUGAAGCAUCGGCUGCUGAGGGUGGUUCAGCGCCUCUUCCAGUACCAAGUGCUGCUCACAGACUAUUUAAAUAACCUUUGCCCGGACUCAGCUGAGUACGAUAACACGCAGGGCGCACUGACCCUCAUCUCCAAAGUCACAGACCGUGUCAAUGACAGCAUGGAGCAAGGGGAAAACCUGCAGAAGCUGGUCCACAUUGAGCACAGCGUUCGGGGCCAAGGGGAUCUCCUCCAGCCAGGAAGGGAGUUUCUGAAAGAAGGGACACUGAUGAAAGUAACAGGGAAAAACAGACAUCCCCGGCACCUGUUUUUGAUGAGCGAUGUGCUCCUGUACACUUAUCCCCAGAAGGAUGGGAAGUACCGGCUGAAGAACACAUUGGCAGUGGCCAACAUGAAGGUCAGCCGCCCAGUGAUGGAGAAGGUGCCCUAUGCUCUGAAGAUUGAGACUUCGGAGACCUGCCUGACCCUGUCUGCAAGCUCCUGUGCAGAGAGGGACGAGUGGUACAGCUGUCUGAGCAGAGCCCUACCUGAGGACUACAAAGCCCAGGCUCUGGCCGCCUUCCACCACAGCGUGGAGAUACGGGAGAGGCUGGGGGUUAGCCUGGGGGAGAGGCCCCCCACCCUCGUGCCUGUCACACACGUCAUGAUGUGCAUGAACUGCGGCUGCGACUUCUCCCUCACCCUGAGGCGUCAUCACUGCCAUGCCUGCGGCAAGAUUGUGUGCCGGAACUGUUCACGGAACAAGUACCCUCUGAAGUACCUCAAGGACCGGAUGGCCAAGGUCUGCGAUGGCUGCUACGGGGAGCUGAAGAAGAGGGGCGGGGACAUCCCGGGCCUGCCGAGAGAGCGGCCUGUGAGCAUGAGCUUCCCCCUGUCCUCGCCCCGCUUCUCGAGCAGUGCCUUCUCAUCCGUCUUCCACAGCAUCAACCCGUCGACUUUCAAGAAACAGAAGAAAGUCCCUUCGGCCCUGACUGAGGUGGCCGCCUCUGGAGAGGGCUCUGCCAUCAGUGGCUAUCUCAGCCAGUGUAAGAAAGGCAAGAGGCACUGGAAGAAGCUCUGGUUUGUCAUCAAAGGCAAAGUUCUCUACACCUACAUGGCCAGCGAGGACAAAGUGGCCAUGGAGAGUAUGCCUCUGCUGGGUUUCACCAUUGCCCCAGAAAAGGAAGAGGGCAGCAGUGAAGUAGGACCAAUUUUUCACCUUUACCACAAGAAAACCCUAUUUUAUAGCUUCAAAGCAGAGGACACCAAUUCAGCUCAGAGGUGGGUUGAGGCCAUGGAAGACGCAAGUGUGUUAUAGCAGUUAUCAAGUAUGUGGACUCAGAAUAAACUCUUAGGUUUAUAUGCAGAGCCUUCCAGAAGCUAAUCUGUGUCUCAGCUCAUCUGGACACACAUUUGAAUUCAGCAUGGGACUUGACCUUUUUUGCUGUUACCCCCUUUACUUACACCUUUGCAAGUGGAACCCUUAAGGAAUAUUUAUGGACCGCUCCUCUUCUGUCUCCAUGUUUUUCACCCCUUGUCAUAAACCAUCUCCUUAUCCAGCAGUUAGUUAGAAUUUAAUAACAUGAAGACAGGGAAACUAACAGAAAAGUGCAUUUAGAAAUGCAGGCUCUUUAGUACAAACAAGCUUUUACAAUUUUUACUCAUGGUAAAUAUUAUCACCUUUCAUGUUGAUUUGGGUGCCUCAGCUGAAAUGAGAAACAACCAGUAGGCAACAGCUACUCUCACUGAAUGCACUUUAUUGUUUUACUGAGCUACUUCAACUUUGUUUUCCAAGUGAUUUACUUAAUAACAGAUGGAGUCCUGUGGACUAACUUGCCACCAGUGCUAUAUAACAAGGGUGCACAUGAAAUUGAUCCACGCAGACGUGGAUGUGGCUGCCUCAGCAAGUGAUACUUGGAAGACCUUCAUUACAGUGGAGGGGUUGUUCUCCAGUUGGCCAUGUGACCUGUCUGCUGCCAUAACUUAUUAAAGGAGAGAUUCCUCCCUUCCCUCUGGAGUCCUCAACACUGCACCUGUGCUGAAAACUCAGCCCCCGGAGGUCACCGCAGACCCCUCUGAAGAGUCAAAGUCUACUUUAAUUUAUUGUGUGCCUUCCUGUGUUUACUCCACACGAGCUGAAAACAUUAUGUUUAUGAGACCCCGUGCUUAUUUUAGACUUGGUAAUCCUCAGCUGUAUUACUGAAGCCUUUUCAAUUUUUGAAAGAGAUAAAAAGAACAAACAAGAUGUAAUCUGAGGUGAAUUCAUGGUUUUGGCAGAUGGCUCUGGGCACAGUGAAGGAGCACAGAAGUAGUGGCUUGAAGAUAUUCUCUGAGAACCUGGGGCUGUAUCAUCUCCCGCUGAUGACUUGCUCAUUAUGCUUGACAGUUUUUCACAUAAAGCAAGGGGUGCUUGGGGGUGGGAUUCUUUGUUACUUUCAUUGCAAUAAAAAGCAAUCUUAUCAUUUUCUGAUAACCUGUCCCCACCCUCCUGCUGCCCCUGUUCCCUCAAAAAAGGCAUUUGCUAACAAAUGUUUUGUAGAAAACCCCAUCUCAAGGAGUUAUUUACAUUAAAUAUUUUCAGGGGAAAUGUUUUCCAAUUCUUUUAAAAUGUUUGCAUUAGACAUUUAAUUCGUGAUUCAAGCAAAGAGGUUUAGACAGGCCUUUUUUUUGGAGGGCUUAAUUCUAAUUGAAUCAUUUUCACCAUCAAAUGUAUUUAAAUGGGCCUCCUAGACCCUUUGAACUUUUAAAAAGCACAGCAAGACUUCAGUAGCAGGCAGUGGGAAUUUCCCUCCACUGGUCACGCACACCCUGCAUUAUCAGUUCAUGAGCACCAGAUGGAAUUAACAUACCUGAAAGUCUUCUGAAGGCCUCUUUUACUUUAUAAUAUCCUAUGUCUGAUACUGUAACAAAGAGGCAAUAGUGCUUUUAUUUCUCAGUGAAGAGUCACACUAACAAGAACACCUGGGUUAUAAGUAAAACAUACUGGAUGGGUUUUAUGAAAGGAAACCACCAAGGGCCACCAAGUCCCCACCCACCCCAACCCUGCCCCCGGCUCAUUUUUGAUUGGGUAGGACUCCACCUGUUUUAUCUGGACCUUGUUUUCACAAGUCCUUCCACGGUUCUUUGUGAACUCAUUUCCAACUAAUUUCUACUGGUUGCCUUUGCUUGUUGCGCCUUCCGUACCUUUCUCCUUGUCCGGCCGUGUCAUUCACGUCUGUCAGGGGCACCUGCAGCAGAGUCAUGUGGAUGGAGCUGCCGCAUCUGCUCUGAGGCUCUUCCCAGUGGCUCCCUAGAGGCUGGAGAAGGGCUGACUUGCCACCAAGAAGAUGCUUCCUGAAGAACUCUUAUCUGCUUUGCCCCAGGGCUUCCUGUGCACUGAACAGCCCCUCUGCUCACUCCUCCAGAAGAGGCUACACUGAUGAGGAGGAAGCAGGCUAGACCAUGCCACAGUGUGGCCCAGAAAUUAGGAAAUUCAGGCUCUGGGCAAGUGAGUCACUUCACUAGCUCUGAGCCUCAGUUUCUUCACCUGUAAACUGGAGACCAUUCCAGCGUCUCUGGAAGGAUUGAAGUGGUAAGACUCAGUGAAUGUUUGUGAAAGUGGUCUGAAAAGCAAACUGAAAGAGAGGAUGAGGUGUUAUUAUAAAAAGUAAAAAUAAACUCAUGGGUCCUGCUCUCUUACAAUAAAAAAUGAAGAAAAUAAACAUUAAAAGACCUUCUUUCUUAACCAUGAAAAGGGAAAGGAUGAGAAACAAGGCCUAGAAAGGGCCUGGCACUAUUAAGUCCUUUCUCCCCUUCUGUUGUUUUAAUGACUUCUCCCUGAGCUCUUCCCAUGUGGCUCAGAGGCUUUGGCAGGGUUGGCCUCUGCCUGCUUUGCAAAAUUAAUAAAACUUGAUAAAACCAGGA